This is a messenger RNA of Laccaria bicolor S238N-H82, 1830 nucleotides long. RefSeq lists its product as uncharacterized. Gene Ontology annotation, molecular function: single-stranded DNA binding; 3'-tyrosyl-DNA phosphodiesterase activity; double-stranded DNA binding. NCBI's taxonomy places the organism in Eukaryota, Fungi, Basidiomycota, Agaricomycetes, Agaricales, Hydnangiaceae. Gene Ontology annotation, cellular component: nucleus. The record is from RefSeq and is a predicted model, not a curated record. Gene Ontology annotation, biological process: single strand break repair; double-strand break repair. The coding region runs from base 1 to 1830 and encodes 609 amino acids. The transcript is spliced from 13 exons.
AUGGCGGACGACGACUUGGCUAGCGCCAUCGCCCUCAGCUUGCAAGAAUCGAACCUGAACACCAGGGCUCCGAUAAUGGUCGAAAGUGGCGAAGAGGACGACCAGGAAUUACAGUUCCAAGCUGACCUCAAACGAGCGCUAGAAGCAUCAAAAUCUGAAUUGUCGCGUGAGGCCAGGUCACAGUCCAAUUCAGAAUCCUCAACAAAUUUGUCGCGAGUGACUGCAGAUGUUGGGGGAUCCACUAGCUCCAACGCGUUCACCUUCUUGGCAGAUAGAGCUCAAAUGGAGAAGGAAAGGCAGGAGCGGCAACGUCGCCUUUUCAAGCAACAAGGGAAAAUGACCGCUCAUCGCGAAGAGGACAACAAUGACUCUGAUGUUGAAGAACCAUGUGCUAAACGACCACGUCUUACUGCGUCCCACUCCAUCAACUCCUCUGGCAGAAAUUCAAGAGCCUCUCCUUCAUCUACUUCAGGUACUGAUUCCAUUUUUUGGAAUGGGGAGUUCAGACAGACAGCCACUCGUCAUGCUGAUCCCAGGAAGGAUAACAUGGCGACAUUCCGGUUAACAGAGGUCCUUGGACAGAAAAAAGACAUAGCAUUUGCAAUCCUAUCAUCAUAUUCGUUGGAUUGGAUGUGGAUAUACCAGUUUUUCGAUCCCGCCACUCCAGUGAUCAUGGUUGCCCAACCCGAUCAAACUGGUCGAGCUAUCAUCAAGAAUGUCCUUCCACACUGGAUUAAGACAACGCCAUACCUACGCGGCGGCCAUGGCUGCCAACACAUGAAGUUCAUGUUGCUUUUUUACAGGAAUGGACGCCUCCGUGUCGUGGUUUCGACGGCCAACUUGAUUGAGUACGAUUGGCGUGACAUGGAAAACUCUGUAUGGCUUCAAGAUGUGCCCUUGCGUUCUUCUCCCAUUCCUCACGACCCAAAAGCGACCAAUGACUUUCCUUCAAUUAUUCAACGUGUGCUUAACUCCCUCAAUGUCAAACCACACCCGAACUUGGCCCUUAAAAGCAUAGAGGACUUACGAUGCCGCUGGGAUUGGUCCAAGGUCAAGGUUCAUUUGGUGCCCUCUAUUGCUGGUAAGCACGAAGGGUGGCCAGCUGUCAUAAAGACUGGCCACCCCAGGCUUAUGAUGGCUGUCCGUGAAAUGGCUAUGCGGACAGGUAAAGGAAAGGCCAAGGAGCUCAUCCUUGAAUGUCAGGGAUCAAGCCUAGGAAUAUAUACAACUCAAUGGAUGAACGAGUUUCACUGGUCUGCACGCGGUGAAUCGGCCGAGGAUUGGCUUGAUGAGCCCAAGAAACGACGCGAGAAGCUUCCGUACCCGCCUAUCAAAAUCUUCUUUCCUUCCAAGCGAACUGUUCAAGAAAGUGCCCUCGGCGAGAAGGGUGGAGGUACGAUCUUUUGUAGGCGGAAACAGUGGAGCACAAAAAACUUUCCGAGGGACCACUUCUACGACUCAAAAAGCAAAGGCGGACCUGUUCUCAUGCACUCAAAGAUGAUUAUUGCCACGCACCAGGAAACAACACGGAAAACUUUACAAGCCGCGGAAUCGAGUUCGGAAGAAGACGACGACAUCGAAGUGGUUGACCCACCUCUUGGCUGGUCAUACUUGGGAUCGCACAAUUUUACCCCUUCCGCAUGGGGCAAUUUGUCAGGUUCCUCGUUUAACCCAGUUCUUAAUAUCGCGAACUACGAGCUUGGGAUAGUUUUUCCUGUGAAAGACGCUGCGGAAGCCGAUAAAGUCGCUUGCUGGCAACGCCCACCGAGAAAGUAUACAACGAAAGACGAACCCUGGAUGCAAGAGGAAUCUGUUUAUCACCAAUCAUGA